This is a messenger RNA of Chaetomium fimeti, 1824 nucleotides long. Its product is annotated as tubulin-tyrosine ligase family-domain-containing protein. The record is from RefSeq and is a predicted model, not a curated record. Gene Ontology annotation, cellular component: P-body. The coding region runs from base 1 to 1824 and encodes 607 amino acids. Lineage: Eukaryota; Fungi; Ascomycota; Sordariomycetes; Sordariales; Chaetomiaceae. The transcript is spliced from 2 exons. Gene Ontology annotation, biological process: protein modification process.
AUGCCCGCGACGAAGGCAAGUUGCGCAACCCCGGAACCCCGGCGGGCCGAGCUUCGCCCUCAGGGUUUUACGGCGGAACGGGCGGCCAGCAGCAAAGUCUUCCACGGCACGUGGGCCGGGGUGACCACGGAGGCAGUGGGAGGAUUUGGUGCAGGCCAAGAAAGCGGCAUGAGGUUGAUCGACCUGGAUUACGUUUUAAAACGGUCGAGUUCCAAUAGAAAAGUCAAGAAAUCAGAGUCCUGUGAGAAGCAGUCGAUUUUUAUAGAAUCCACUGUUUCGAGAUCCCUCGUCAAGCACAUCUUGCCCUGGAAGAAGGAGAUGACUCCCGCUGAAGAAGAAGUCGGCCCGAGGAGAGAAGUCAUGCAUGCCUUCAUCAACUCAUCGGCCGUCUGGCUGAACGAGCACCUCAAGUCGUUCAUCCGGCAGCACGUCCCUGACGCCGUCUUCAUCGACGAUUUUGAUGACUUCCCCGCCGGCGCCGAUACCGUCUUCCAGUACUGCGACGGCUGGGCUCUGACGCAAAACUUUGCCGCCAUCAACGUGGCCAAGACCGGGCUCAUCAACGCGUAUCCCAACAGCGAUGCCCUCGCGCGGAAAGACUUCCUCGCCGCCGUUGUCGAGUACUGGGCUGCCAAGCGGCCCGAGAGCAAUCUCCGGAAACAUGUGCCGCUCACCGUGCGGCUGACGCUCGACUACGCCGAGUAUGUCGACGACGCCCUGAUGGCGGCCGACGACCUCUCGCUCCUCUACUCGCUGGAGGAGAACGAGGACAAGGAUGCGAAGGACCGGGAAUGGUGGAUUCUCAAACCCGCGCUGGUCGACUGCGGGGCCGGGAUCCGGCUCUUCAGCACCAUGGAAGAGCUCUCAAGCCACCUGGAACUGGCCGAGAACGAAACGGACGACGAUGACGAGGAAGAGGAGAGCGAGGGGGGUGAAGCUGUGACCGAGAAGGAGAAGGCCAACGGCCAUAUUAACUUCUCGCCCACGCUGACCACCCCCGGGCUGGAGUCACUCGACGCCCUCGUCACAACCACCAACUCCCUCUCCCUCAACGGCUCCUCAGCCAAAUCUGAAAACGAGCCCUCGUCCAAAAAGCCGGUCCGGGCCAAGAAGCCGCAGUACGUCUUCAAGGCCGGCGGGCGCAUCCCGUCGGCGCAGAUGCGGGCGUUCGUGGCACAGCGCUACAUCGUGGCGAUCCCGCCGCUGGACGGGCGCAAGUGGCACGUGCGGUCGUACGCGCUGUCGAUCGGGCGGCUCAAGGUGCACGUGGCGCGCGAGAUGCUGGCGCUGCUGGCGGCGGAGGCGUACCAGCCGCCGUGGGAGAACCCGAGCCUCAAGUCGUCGCUGACCAACACGGCGCUGCAGGACGACGACGAGAUGGUGGCGGGCGAGUCGAUGCGCGACUUCUGGGCCGCCGACGGCUCCGCCAUGUUCCCGGACCGGCCCGACUGGAAGACGCACGUCUUCGACCAGAUCUGCGGCAUCACCGCCGAGCUGUUCCGCGCCGCCGUCCACACCAUGGCCGACAAGUUCACCACGCUCGACAAGUGCUUCGAGCUGUUCGCCCUCGACUUCCUCGUCGAUGCUGACGGCAACGCCUGGCUGCUCGAGGUCAACGAGGCCCCGGCCUUUUACGACCAGGGCGUCGCCGGCCCCAUGGCCCUCCGUCUGAUGGAGGCUAUCAUCUGCGCCACCAUGGAGCACAUGGGCAAGGCUGACACCGCGGACCCCAAGAAUGCCGCCAUCAAGGACCGGCUGGUGGAGGUGCUGGACGAGACGGCCAAGUUGGGGAAGAGCAACAUCACCGAGAUUAUGCCGGAGUGA